AUGGAAACCACCUUAAGUGUAUCUGAUGAAAAACUCACCAACUCAUCAACUGCGUCUAAUAAAUUUGAUGAUAGUAAAGAACAAUCUCAGAUUUUUACUACGGCAAACACCACAACCGAUAGUCAGCAAAUACAACCAAACUCACAACACCAACAACCUGCUGUAACAACAAAGCCAUUAUCAAAAGAAGCAACCCAUAUUCUGUUAGAGAAUGACCUUAUUUUAGUGGAUCCAACUCAACCACCAAAGAAUACUGGCUCAGAGUCAGUGAAGGAUACGACGGGCGAUCGUUCAGACCAUGGCAAACAGCAGGCUAUUGGCGACCAAAUUAAAGUUCUCGUAUCUUCAAAUCCAUUAAAUAUUGAGGAAUACUCUGGCCAUUUAAACCGAUUGGCUACUAUUUUAUAUGAAGAGAAGUUCACGUCUGAUUUCUUGGUCACUUUGCAUUAUAAAUUACUUCAGUUGAUGGACGAAUUGCCCAAAUUUGUUGAUUUGCAAAAUCCUUUAAAAUCACAACUAUAUACAAUUAUAGAUAAGAAUUUUGAUAUAUUAAUCAAGUUGGCCACAAACUAUAAUGUAAUGGAAAUUUCAACUGCAUCAAUUCGGUUUUUGACUACGGUGUUUAUGAACUUGAAUUACUGGGAGGUUUAUAAUUUGUUAAACAAAAAACCAGUUUUGUAUCAUUUUUUGAAUUUGAUUGAAUUUGAUUUGAAUGAAUGUUACACUCGAUUCAUCAAUGAUUAUCAACGAUUCACCUACGAAAAGAUAACUCAACCAACAGUUAAAUCCAGGAAUAAAUCCAAAGCCACCAAGAAAAGAAAAUUGAAAGGUGACUCCGAUUUUGCGGGAUCAAACACUGCUACAGCCACAACAAGUGUGACGACACCUGAUGCCAACGGGCCUCAUGGAGAAAAGCAACAACGUUCGGAGGCAUUUUUCUCUCUAAACCCAGAUACAUCUGACCAUGAUAAAUAUGUCGCUGACGUGAUAUCUGGUGCAAAUGUACAAAAAAGAAAGUUUAGACCGGAUGUUAAAUUGGAACACCAUAGGAUUAUUAAGAAGCCACAACCAGCAGCCGAUAAAUCGUCGACAAAAUCAUCAAACUAUGAUCCUGAUGUGAUUCAUGAGUGUCAGUUACCAUCUGCAGAAGAACCCCAUAAAUUAUGUUUGAGAAGAUUUUCAAGAAAAUACGAGUUGAUUAGACAUCAAGAAACUGUUCAUUCAAAAAAGAAAAAAUUGUUCAAAUGUUUUGUAUGUGUGAAACAGAAUCCAGGUGUUGGACCAAGAAUUUUCACUCGUCAUGAUACAUUGGCUAAACACAUUAGGGUGAAUCACAAAAUAUCUGGGAAGGAAGCUAAAGCAGAAGUUGCAUACUCUAAGAAACAUGCAGAAGUAGUUGAAGAAGGCGAUAUCACUGUUCAUGUUGGUAGAAGGAAAACGAAAGUCGAUUUCGAAUUACGAGCCCAUAUGGAAAAGAGAAAAUCAAGUGGCGAUGAUACAAACUAUAUGGAAACCAGUGACCUAGAGUCUGGAGAGGAAGAAGUAACUUUCAAUAAGUAG
Messenger RNA from Candida dubliniensis CD36, 1560 nucleotides. It is a transcript of the gene FGR15, whose product is annotated as Fgr15p. The record is from RefSeq and is a predicted model, not a curated record. NCBI's taxonomy places the organism in Eukaryota, Fungi, Ascomycota, Pichiomycetes, Serinales, Debaryomycetaceae. Bases 1 to 1560 code for a protein of 519 amino acids. The transcript has a single exon.